Messenger RNA from Trematosphaeria pertusa, 801 nucleotides. RefSeq lists its product as uncharacterized. Gene Ontology annotation, molecular function: bis(5'-nucleosyl)-tetraphosphatase (asymmetrical) activity. The record is from RefSeq and is a predicted model, not a curated record. Bases 1 to 801 code for a protein of 266 amino acids. Gene Ontology annotation, biological process: ATP biosynthetic process; AMP biosynthetic process. NCBI's taxonomy places the organism in Eukaryota, Fungi, Ascomycota, Dothideomycetes, Pleosporales, Trematosphaeriaceae. The transcript has a single exon.
AUGGCGAAAUCCAGGGUUCCAACGCGUCAACUACCCUCCGAGCAAUUCGUGGAGAGUUGCGGUGCCGUUUUAUUCGACCUUUCGGACCCACUGGACAAGAAAAUUUGCCUAAUCCGCGUACGAGACACCGGGGAGUGGCACCUUGCGAAAGGCCGCCGCAACUGUGGAGAAGCUCGGCGAGAUGCUGCGUUGAGGGAAGUCAGGGAAGAAACGGGACACCGUUGUCGCCUGUUCCCGGUGACUAUGCCUACUAGAGCCACCCCCGCUCAUGAGUCACCGAAUUUCAAAGACAAGGCUCAAGUCUAUGAUGACCUCAUGGAACCUUUCAUGUGUACGAUUAGGGACUUGAAGCGCCCGCAGGGAGUCAAGAUCAUUUGGUGGUUUAUCGCAGCUCUAGAAGCCGACGACGACGAAGCGGAGAAGCUACCCGGCGAGGCUCGAUACGAGCCUAAGUUUCUCCCCUGCAAAGAAGCAAUUCAGACGCUUACUUUCCUGGGGGAUCGCGACAUUCUGGUCCGGGCUAUCGAGUUGGUGGAGGGUAAGAAUACUUUACCUUUGGAGGACUCUGGCGCUAGUGAGAAGAAGAAAAAUCCGAAGUCAAAGAAGGGUAUCAAGAGGAAGCAGAAUGCCCCCAAGGAUAAUCAAGAGUACAUAGAGGCUAAGAGGCAGAUGAGAAAGGAGAAAAGGGAACGCGCGCGCAUCAAACGAGCCCAGAAGAAGGCGGACAAAGAGGCAGCCAAAGCAAAUGGAGACACCACACCGGGAAAUCGGGAGUUGCAAGACCAUCUUGUUUCUCUAUGA